Iphiclides podalirius (scarce swallowtail) is the source of this 714-nucleotide messenger RNA. The record is from the annotation of a GenBank genome assembly. NCBI's taxonomy places the organism in Eukaryota, Metazoa, Arthropoda, Insecta, Lepidoptera, Papilionidae.
AUGACUGACAGCGAAGAAAAUUAUGACAAUUCUCUGGAAGAAAAUGACUCUGAAAGGACGUCUAUUAGAAAUGAACUUUCAUCCUUGUCUUUCGAAGAUCUCCAAAAGUUGAAGGAACGCAUUGGUGCAAAACUUUAUAAAGAAGUGGUUUUCGGAAAGAAGGAUCAUGUCCGGAAUACACCAAAAGUUUUUAAACGUGAAAAUAAGAAUAGGCCGAGGGAGAUGAGCUCCAAGCGGCCAGUACGUAUGCUGAAGGAUGUAGCUACAGUAAAGAAGAAAGAGUGUCGUGAUCCAAGGUUUGAUCCAUUAUGCGGUGAAUUUGAUAAAAAACAGUUUGCCGAAAAUUAUAAUUUCCUUUCGGACAUUCGAAUUCAAGACAUAAAAGCUAUAAGGGCAGAGCUUAAGGAGACAACAGACCCGCAAAGAGUCUUGAAAUUGAAACGUCUGUUACAAAGGCUAAAUGAACAGCAUAAAGCUAGUAGAAAAGCAAGGGUAGAGCAACAAAAAUCAGAGAAACAGAAAGAGGAAGUAGAAAAAGUCUUCAGAGAAGGCAAACAGCCAUACUUUAAGAAUAAAUCGGAACUGCGAGUUGAGACCUUGGUGAGACAAUAUGAAGAGUUGAAGAAGGAGGGCACUGGUCGAAUUCAACGCCACCUCAAACGACGCCAGCAAAAGCUGAAGAAACGUUCUGAUAGAGUACCUGCAGCAGUUAGU